CCGGCCGGGAGGAGCCUCGGGGCCGGGCGGCGACCUCAGCGGCCGGCGCGAGCGGCGCAGCGGCUGGAGACGGCGCGCGAGUGAGGUGGCGCGUCAGCCGGGCUCUCGGGGACCCACAGAAGAGUGGAACGAGGGAGCGCCGGGGCUUGGAAAGCUCAACAGACUGCGUCGGAGCCCAGCAGAGCCUGCUUGGAGAUGGGGUCCCAGGUCUCGAUGGACACGAGAGGUGUGCACGUGGUGAUCGUGGGCGGCGGCUUUGGCGGGAUUGCGGCCGCCAGCCAGCUGCAGGCCCUGAAUGUCUCCUUUGUGCUGGUGGACAUGAAGGACUUCUUCCAUCACAACGUGGCAGCCCUCCGGGCCUCCGUGGAGAGUGGGUUUGCCAAAAAGACAUUCAUUUCCUACUCGGUGAGCUUCAAGGAGAGCUUCCGGCAGGGCCUGGUGGUGGAGAUCGACCUGAAGAAUCAGACGGUGCUGCUAGAGGACGGCGAGGUCCUGCCCUUCUCACAUCUCAUCCUGGCCACAGGCAGCACCGGGCUCUUCCCCGGCAAAUUGAAUCAGGUUUGCAGCCAGCAGGAAGCAAUUCAGGCCUAUGAAGAUAUUGUGAAGCAGGUCCAGCACUCACAGUCCAUCGUGGUGGUGGGAGGAGGCUCUGCGGGAGUGGAGAUGGCAGCUGAGAUUAAAACAGAGCACCCCGAGAAAGAGGUCACUCUCAUUCACUCCCAAGUGGCCCUCGCCGACAAGGAGCUCCUGCCCUGUGUCCGGCAGGAAGCAAAGGAGAUCCUGCUCCGCAAAGGCGUGCAGCUGCUGCUGAGUGAGCGGGUGAGCAACCUGGAGGAGCUGCCUGUCAACGAGUAUCGAGAGUGCAUCAAAGUGCAGACGGACAAAGGCACGGAGGUGGCCACCAACCUGGUGAUUGUCUGCAACGGUAUCAAGAUCAAUAGCUUUGCCUACCGCCGUGCGUUUGCCAGUCAGCUGGCCAGCAAUGGAGCGCUGCCGGUGAACGAGUACCUGCAGGUGGAGGGCUGCAGCCACAUCUACGCCAUCGGGGACUGUGCCGACGUGAAGGAACCCAAGAUGGCCUAUCACGCCGGCCUCCAUGCCAACGUCGCAGUGGCCAACAUCAUCAACUCCACGCAGCAGAGGCCCCUCAAGGCCUACAAGCCGGGUGCACUGACGUUCCUCCUGGCCAUGGGGAGAAAUGACGGCGUGGGCCAGAUCAGCGGCUUCUAUGUGGGGCAGUUCAUGGUUCGGCUUGCCAAGAGCCGGGACCUCUUCGUCUCCACAAGCUGGAAAACCAUGCGGCAGUCUCCACCCUGAUGGGGACGCUGGCGGGAUGAGGUACCGCCGCCACCCUGUACACGGAUUGGUUGGCCAAUGGUACCCACCUGACAAGUGCUAAAGGGCAAAAGCUCUUCUUCUGGAGUAAGAUGCCAGUGAUGUACUGACCAGAAACACAACUACAGAAAAGCAAAAAUGGAGAGAGAGACAGACAUUAAAAAAAGACACCCCUAGAGGAUUCUUUCUGGGUUUGAAAGGUCUGCUUGCCCUUUGCUGGCUGAAUGCUUCACUUGGUCCUGGGGAGGGCACAGCUGGUCUUCUCUGCCCCAGGACGUGUGCGUGCGUGUACUCACAGGGUAUGGCAUUCAGAGCUCUCAGAGUAGGGGAGAGAGCUGGCUCUCCUGGCGGCUGGUAUCCCAUCUGUAAGGUCAGGGAGGAGGGCCUGCAAAGUGAGACCAGCUAAGGAAGGGGGGGCUGGAGUGGAGAGAAGGCCUGGCCUGCACCCUAACCUCUCCUAUUGUUCAAGGAGCAGGGAAGCCAAUACAUCCUAUAACACCCGGGUUAUUAAUAGGAGCCUAAUUUUUUAAAAAAGAUUUUUAUUAAAAAUAUAGUUAGCAUACAAUAUUUUAUUAGUUUCAGGUGUACACAAUAGUUAUUCAACAUUUAGAUACCUAAAAGUGAUCACCAUGAUAAGUCCAGCAAUCAUCUGACACCGUACCAUGCUAUCGCAAUAUUAUUGACUAUAUUCCCUAUGCUGUAUGUUACAUCUCCAUGACUUACUUGUUUUAUACCUGGAAAUUUGGAUCACUUAUUGCCCUUCAUCUUUCCUCCCCUGCUUUUUAACUUUUCAGUUACAGUUGACAUUCAAUAUUGUUUUAAUUUCAGGUGUACAGCGUAGUGGUUAGACAUUUGUAUAAUUUAAGAAGUGAUCCCAACUAAUCUAGUACUCACCUGGCAC
Molecule: messenger RNA, 2236 nt
Organism: Rhinolophus ferrumequinum (greater horseshoe bat)
Lineage: Eukaryota; Metazoa; Chordata; Mammalia; Chiroptera; Rhinolophidae
Gene: AIFM2
Product: apoptosis inducing factor mitochondria associated 2
Exons: 9
Coding region: 196-1317 (373 amino acids)
Biological process (GO): apoptotic mitochondrial changes; positive regulation of apoptotic process
Cellular component (GO): cytoplasm; mitochondrion
Molecular function (GO): electron-transferring-flavoprotein dehydrogenase activity; flavin adenine dinucleotide binding
Source: RefSeq, a predicted model, not a curated record